Molecule: messenger RNA, 1110 nt
Organism: Cydia splendana
Lineage: Eukaryota; Metazoa; Arthropoda; Insecta; Lepidoptera; Tortricidae
Exons: 2
Coding region: 1-1110 (369 amino acids)
Source: RefSeq, a predicted model, not a curated record
AUGAAAGAAACUGAUGUCAAAGAGGAAGGAAGUCUCCAGCUAAAGAUAGAUGCUGUCAUGAAAAUUCUGGGACUCGUCUGGAACCGCCGAAAUGACGAAUUUGAGUAUUCGGUACAACUUCCUCCACUCAAAGUACCUGUAACAAAGAGAAGUGUCAUAUCUGACAUAUCAAGGCUGUUUGAUCCACUCGGCUGGUUGGCUCCAGUGAUCAUAGUAGCCAAGAUUUUCAUCCAAAAAUUGUGGCUUUCCGGAAUCGAAUGGGAUGAUGAAGUUCCACCACAAUUACUGAAGGAUUGGCUAAACUACAGAGAAAGUCUAAACCAACUUACCGAAUUCAAGCUGCGCAGAUGGAACCAUGCUAGUUCCAAUGUAACUGCGGAACUUCAGGGAUUCUGCGACGCUUCUAAUGAAGCGUUUGCCGCUGUUGUGUACUUAAGGACUAUAGAUGGAGAAGGAAAUGUGCACGUGUCACUGAUCACGUCUAAAACGAAAGUGGCACCAAUUAAACAAAUUUCUAUUCCACGUCUGGAAUUGUGUGGGGCUGUGUUACUCACUAAAUUGCUGGUUGAAGUAGCCGACGUUAUGAGUAUCAGCAAAGUGAACAUUCGUGCUUGGACUGACUCCACAGUAGUCAUCUCUUGGCUAAAUAGUCGUCCAAAUCGAUGGGAAACUUUCGUCGCCAACCGUGUAUCUGAAAUAAUAACGUCAGUAGAGCCGCACCAAUGGUCCCAUGUCUCGUCGAAAGAUAAUCCUGCAGACUGCGCAUCUAGAGGUACACGACACCUGAGUAAUGAAGAGCUCUGGAUAGAAGGUCCGUCGUGGCUGAAAAAUAAGGAGAUUAACUAUAAAAAACCAAACAUAAAGGAUACGAACUUAGAAGAAAGAAGCACUAAAGCAUGCUUCGUGAAUACUUACGAUAAUGAUGAUGUCACAGCAGAUGCCGAAGAAACACUUAUUUCAAGGUUUUCUAAAUUGUGGAAACUGCUACGCGUUCUGGCUUUCUGUAAACGAUUCUUGAAAUGUGCUAGAAAAGAAAAACACGUCGUGGUCAUUGCGCUGAUUUGUGGAGCGACAAUGGAACGAACUUCGUGGGAGCUGCUCGUGAGCUGA